Nylanderia fulva is the source of this 615-nucleotide messenger RNA. RefSeq names its product chromosome transmission fidelity protein 8 homolog. Gene Ontology annotation, cellular component: Ctf18 RFC-like complex. Gene Ontology annotation, biological process: mitotic sister chromatid cohesion. Lineage: Eukaryota; Metazoa; Arthropoda; Insecta; Hymenoptera; Formicidae. The record is from RefSeq and is a predicted model, not a curated record.
ACGACUGAUAUUUUUGGCGGCAUUUAAUACCUAACCUAACAAAGUGUUACAUGUAAAAUCGUCCAACAUAAAUUCAGACUCCAAAAAAUAAAGAAUCUAAAAAAAUGAUUGUACCGAUUAAAAGAGAUGGAGUUAUAGAAGAUUGGGCUAUCAUAGAUUUACAAGGCGAUUUAAAAUUCGAAAGAAUCGAAAAUUCAGAUAACCAACUAAUUGGCGAUCUUCACUUUACAAAAACUGGAGUACCCAUUUUAAUAAUUGGAAUUCAUGUAUUACAUGGAAAAGAAAUGACACUUGAAAAACCUUUGGUGGUAUUAGAGAGACAUCGUAAAAAUAUAAGGGAUGAAACAAUUGAAAAAGAAGAGCAAAGCGUAAUGACAGAAUACAUUGUAAAGGCUAUUGUGAAAAAGAAGCUUCUGUUUAAAUCAAGACCAAAAUCUAUAGUAACUAAUGUUCCAAAACCAUGUUAAUCUAAAUUUGCAUCAAUCAUUUGUUGCAAUUUUAUCUGUAGAAGAAACAUUGUCUUUAUUUAUUAAUUUAGUAAAAGUAAUUUUAUUAAUCGAAAAUUAUAAUACUUAAUAAUAUCAGAUUAAAGUCUUAUAUACGUUAAAUUUAUAA